UGUUACGCAGCUAAUGAUGUCAUCAACACCAGGAAGUUCCAACACAGUCCGUACAGACGUUGUGCUUGGAAGCUGAAUAUCUUUAGUUGGCUUUAUUCUUUAUAGACAAAUUGAAAACAAUCACAUUUGGUCUGGUAGAGUAUCGUUAUAUGUUUCGUGUCAUCUAUUUGUGCUAGAAUGCGUUAUUAUCGCUUGCGUUUGCUGGCUAGCGAACAAGCUAACAGCUAGUUAAGGUUGUUUUGGUUAUUUUUGUUAGCGUUAUAUUACACUGACGGUGUCUAGACUCGGCUUUCUUUGCCAAUAACGUACAUUUAAAUGCAUAUUUCUACAGUCGAAUCCGGACACAAUUAUAUCUGCUUGAGUCUACAAAAGAAAGAGUUAGUGUGAAUCGUGGGUAGUGUAGCAGCUAGCUGGUUAGCUAACAUCAAACGUCGGUCGGCUAACUUUAGCUUCCAGUGUUUGGGACCGUCUGGUUUGUCCCUUUUCCCGAAGAUUGGACCUCUGGUGAGCUUCAACAGCUCUCUGUGAACCGGAUCCAAUGCGGGGGAUGAUGGGGACCCAGAGUAGUCCAGUGAAGAGUUACGACUAUCUCCUGAAGUUCCUUUUGGUCGGAGAUAGCGAUGUUGGGAAGGGAGAAAUCUUGGAAAGUUUACAAGACGGACCAGUGGAGUCUCCCUAUGCCUACAGCAGUGGCAUUGAUUACAAGACAACUACUAUCCUGCUUGAUGGAAGAAGAGUGAAAUUAGAGUUAUGGGACACAUCUGGGCAAGGCAGAUUCUGCACCAUCUUCAGGUCUUACUCUCGUGGAGCACAGGGGAUCUUGCUUGUGUAUGACAUCACUAACAACUGGUCGUUUGAUGGCAUAGACCGCUGGAUACGGGAGAUCGAUGAGCAUGCACCAGGUGUACCCAGGAUCCUGGUGGGAAAUCGUCUUCACCUGGCUUUCAAGCGGCAGGUGCCAACAGAGCAGGCUCGCGCCUAUGCGGAGAAGAACAGCAUGACUUUCUUUGAGGUCAGUCCGCUGUGCAACUUCAACGUCAUCGAAUCCUUCACAGAACUUUCACGCAUUGUGCUGAUGAGGCACGGGAUGGAGAAAUUCUGGAGGCCCAACAGAGUCUUUAGCCUCCAGGACCUGUGCUGCCGUUCCAUCGUCUCCUGCACCCCUGUGCACCUCAUUGACAAGCUGCCCCUCCCUGUCGCCAUCAAGUCCCACCUCAAGUCUUUCUCCAUGGCCAACGGCAUGAACGCGGUCAUGAUGCACGGACGUUCAUAUUCGGUGGCCAACAGUUCAGCAUCUGGGAGUAGCGGCUGCGGUGGUGGGAGCAAGGGCAACAGCCUGAAACGCUCCACAUCGUUCAGGCCUCCACAGAGUCCUCCGAAGAGCUCGUCAUCAUCCUCUAAGGGGAACUGUAAGAUCUCGUAGUGAAGGAUUGGAGUACUGGUUAAAUUAAUAAAUGUGUUGUCGCUCCAAGAGGUCCUGAAGGCCAUAAAGGAGCACGGAGAGCCACAAGCAAUCCUCACCAGGAGCAUAUUUAGCUGUGAACUUUAGAUUGGUUUCUUUGCGAUGUGCUGGACCGUAUUGUGGAUGUUCCGUUUACCCGUACUGUUCACCGAGAGAGGCUCACUAUGAUCAAGUAAAACCAGAUUACCCCUGGGACCGACAGAUGUGAAUCUAAGGAGCAUGGCUCACCUGUUAACACUACAAAUGAGUGGAGGGAUGUCAGCUAUCUUUUAUUAUGAAAAAGGAUCUAUGGUAUUUAAAGUUGUAAAUAAGCUGUAUGUGCUUGUUGUAUUGGUCUGUGUUUGGUGAUUCGAUCCCGGAGAGGAGCUUCUUAUGCUUCUUUUUGUCUUCAAUGUUUUGGCAGACCUGCUUUCGGUCUACCAAUUUAUCUGUGUUUCUUACGUCUACCAUGGAACACUCCUUUCAAGGGUGCUUAUUUAAAACUCAGAUUUGUUUUUAAUUGAGGCUUGAAUUGAAUGUCACAAGAAGCAAAAUAAAUAACGAGACCGUUCUCUAGCACUACUCAAUCUGUGGAAACGACAAAGUUGAGCCAAGUUGUCUGGUUUUUAAAGACUUCCUGUGGUGCCACCGUUUUUUAAUUUCAGCCCAAAUGAAUUCACCCUCCAUCUCCAUCAGUCAUCGGGUUUGGACAUCUGUUGACUUUCUCAGGCCAUUUUCGCCUCUUAAUCUAAUAUUCUCAGUUGCAGCUUUAUCACUUUAACUGGUUUUAGCAGCAUGGUCAGUUAUCAAAGUAUUAACUUUUUGGGGGGAAUUUCCAGAGAUUGAUUGUGCUGAUGAGGAAACCUUGAACAAGAUGGAGCCUUCGAAAAGUGCUCUUGUGUCUUUAGCAGUAAAUUGUAAACUCGCUUUGGUGAGAGGAAUAUUUUUUAAUGGAUUGCUUUUUGGGGAUUUGUAUAUGCAAUGUAUUUAUGAAUGUAAAACAAUAUUCUUCUGCUACUUUGCUGUGUCUGUGCAGUAAUAUGUGGGACUGUGAGAAUCAGAGGUGGUAAGUUAUAUUCAUAUUUUUUAACACGUUUUGUGUAUUUUUACUGUAAUUUUAUUAUUUCCCAACCCUCCUCAAAAUGUGUACAAUAGGAGGGGUUAGAAUGUGAUGUCAGAGGAAGACUUGGACUUUAAAUCAUAGCUAACAAAAAAUAUUUUUUCUUUUUCCAGAAAUCCGAACAAACGCUUUUAUUUGAGUUUCUCAAGUUUCUUUCCACCUCUGAAUUACCGUGCUUUACUUCCACUCCAACAUUCCCAGUGUCAUGGCGUUAUAUCUGUGAUACGCUCAUUGAGGGCAUAAAAAAAUGUGGUGCAUGUUUUCUACUGGCGCCUGUUGUCUGAGACAGAAAUGUAAAGCACUAUUACGUAAACGUUUGAUAAUCAGAACUGUGUUUGCAUACAAUUGUGACUCCAUUGAAAACAGACCUCCAGCAAAAUAAAGGGUAAAGCUACA
This is a messenger RNA of Eleginops maclovinus (Patagonian blennie), 2957 nucleotides long. Its product is annotated as ras-related protein Rab-40C-like. Bases 539 to 1423 code for a protein of 294 amino acids. Gene Ontology annotation, molecular function: GTP binding; GTPase activity. Gene Ontology annotation, biological process: intracellular signal transduction; protein localization to plasma membrane. NCBI's taxonomy places the organism in Eukaryota, Metazoa, Chordata, Actinopteri, Perciformes, Eleginopidae. Gene Ontology annotation, cellular component: endosome; plasma membrane; synaptic vesicle. The transcript has 6 exons. The record is from RefSeq and is a predicted model, not a curated record.